AUAAAACCUUUGCACCGCGCUCCCCAAGUUUGCCGCUCCGGUGCGGAAAGCUGGGCCGAGCGGGGGUGGGGAGGGUCUCCAGUCCCAGACGCUGCGCUCGGGGCUUCUGCCCAGUUUCCUGCCUCGGAGUCGCCGCGUCCGCCCCAGCCCAGAGCACCAGAGCAGUUUGUGCAAUUUAGAAACUCGAUAGGAGGCAGCAGCUGAUGAUCUCCCACUACCCCUAAAAAUAAUCCACUCCGGCGCCCUGCGUCCUUCGGCUAGGGGAGGAAAUCUCUGCCUUCGGAGAGUUCUGCUUCUCGGUUUGAAACGUACACUUAACACAUUGUAGGAAGCCGGUGUUUUGAAGGUAGCACAAGUGCACCAGUAGGAAUUGGAAGCAGCUUCAAGCGAUUGCCCAAGGAAAAAAUAUUGUUCGUGAUCAUUGCUAAAUCAAUUAUCAAUGAAAGGGAAGAGAGAAAAGAAUAAACCAUAUAAGAAGAAAUGAGCCUUUCAUUCUGUGGUAACAACAUUUCUUCAUAUGAUAUCUGCAAUGGUGUAUUACAAAAUCCCUGCUUUGUGGAUGCCCUCAACCUGGUUCCUCAUGUCUUCCUGUUGUUUAUCACUUUUCCAAUAUUGUUUAUUGGGUGGGGAAGUCAAAGCUCAAAAGUACAAAUUCAUCACAACACAUGGCUUCACUUUCCUGGACAUAACCUGAGAUGGAUUCUUACAUUUGCUCUCCUAUUUGUGCAUGUUUGUGAAAUAGCAGAAGGCAUAGUUUUAGAUUCACGGCGGGAUUCACGACAUCUCCACCUCUUCAUGCCGGCCGUGAUGGGAUUUGUGGCCACUACAACGUCAAUAGUAUAUUAUCAUAAUAUCGAAACAUCAAAUUUUCCUAAAUUACUCUUAGCCCUAUUCCUAUAUUGGGUAAUGGCCUUUAUUACGAAAACCAUAAAAUUGGUCAAGUACUGGCAGUCUGGUUGGGGAGUAUCAGACCUGCGUUUCUGCAUUACAGGCAUAAUGGUCAUCUUGAAUGGACUCCUGAUGGCUGUGGAGAUCAACGUCAUCAGGGUCAGAAGAUAUGUGUUCUUCAUGAAUCCUCAGAAAGUAAAACCUCCUGAAGACCUCCAGGAUCUGGGUGUGAGAUUUCUUCAACCAUUUGUGAAUUUACUGUCAAAAGCAACCUACUGGUGGAUGAAUACCCUUAUCAUAUCUGCUCAUAAAAAGCCUAUUGACCUGAAAGCAAUCGGAAAAUUACCAAUAGCGAUGAGGGCAGUAACAAAUUACGUUUGCCUGAAAGAUGCAUAUGAAGAACAAAAGAAAAAAGCAGCAGAUCAUCCAAAUCGGACUCCAUCUAUAUGGCUAGCAAUGUACAGAGCUUUUGGGCGACCGAUUCUGCUUAGCAGCACAUUCCGUUAUCUUGCUGACUUACUGGGUUUUGCUGGACCUCUCUGUAUUUCUGGAAUAGUUCAGCGUGUCAAUGAAACCCAGAAUGGGACAAAUAACGCAACAGUAAUUUCAGGAACCCUCUCAUCAAAGGAAUUUCUUGAAAAUGCUUAUGUUCUAGCAGUUCUUCUUUUCUUGGCCCUUAUUCUGCAAAGGACAUUUUUGCAGGCUUCUUACUAUGUAACAAUAGAGACUGGCAUUAACCUCCGUGGAGCUCUGCUGGCCAUGAUCUACAAUAAAAUCCUUAGGCUCUCUACGUCGAAUUUAUCCAUGGGUGAGAUGACCCUGGGACAGAUCAAUAACUUGGUUGCCAUUGAAACCAAUCAACUCAUGUGGUUCUUGUUCCUGUGUCCCAAUCUAUGGGCUAUGCCUGUUCAGAUCAUAAUGGGAGUGAUUCUGUUGUAUAAUUUACUUGGAUCAAGUGCAUUGGUUGGUGCAGCUGUCAUCGUGCUGCUUGCGCCAAUUCAGUACUUCAUUGCUACAAAGUUGGCAGAGGCUCAGAAGAGCACUCUUGAUUAUUCCACUGAAAGACUGAAGAAAACCAAUGAAAUAUUGAAAGGCAUCAAACUUCUGAAGUUGUAUGCCUGGGAGCACAUCUUUUGCAAAAGUGUAGAAGAAACAAGAAUGAAAGAACUAUCCAGUCUCAAAACCUUUGCCCUUUAUACAUCACUCUCCAUCUUCAUGAAUGCAGCAAUUCCCAUAGCAGCUGUUCUUGCUACGUUUGUGACCCAUGCAUAUGCCAGCGGGAACAAUCUAAAACCUGCAGAGGCCUUUGCUUCACUGUCUCUCUUUCAUAUCCUGGUCACUCCACUGUUCCUGCUCUCCACAGUGGUCAGAUUUGCAGUCAAAGCCAUUAUAAGUGUUCAAAAGCUGAAUGAGUUUCUCUUGAGUGAUGAGAUUGGUGAGGACAGCUGGCGAACUGGUGAAAGUUCAGUUCCUUUUGAGUCCUGUAAGAAACAUACUGGAGUACAGCCGAAAACUAUAAACAGGAAACAGCCUGGAAGAUAUCACCUGGACAGCUAUGAGCAAUCAACACGACAUCUCCGUCCUGUAGAGACAGAGGAUAUUGCAAUAAAGGUCACAAAUGGGUACUUUUCAUGGGGCAGUGGUUUAGCUACAUUAUCGAAUAUAGAUAUUCGAAUUCCAACAGGUCAGUUAACCAUGAUUGUGGGCCAGGUGGGAUGCGGGAAGUCCUCUCUACUCCUUGCCAUCCUCGGUGAGAUGCAGACACUGGAAGGAAAAGUUCACUGGAGCAAUCGGAGCAGGUAUUCUGUGGCUUAUGCAGCUCAAAAGCCUUGGCUAUUAAAUGCUACAGUAGAAGAAAAUAUUACCUUUGGAAGUCCUUUCAACAAGCAGAGGUAUAAAGCUGUCACAGAUGCCUGUUCUCUUCAGCCAGAUAUUGACUUACUACCAUUUGGAGACCAAACUGAAAUUGGAGAGAGGGGCAUUAACCUGAGUGGGGGUCAGAGACAAAGAAUCUGUGUGGCACGAGCUCUCUAUCAAAAUACCAACAUUGUCUUCUUGGAUGAUCCAUUCUCUGCCCUGGACAUUCACUUGAGUGAUCACUUAAUGCAGGAAGGGAUUUUGAAAUUUCUCCAAGAUGACAAGAGGACACUCGUGCUUGUGACUCACAAAUUACAGUAUCUAACGCAUGCUGACUGGAUCAUAGCCAUGAAAGAUGGAAGUGUACUAAGAGAAGGGACUUUGAAGGACAUUCAAACCAAAGAUGUUGAGCUCUACGAACACUGGAAAACACUUAUGAAUCGACAAGAUCAAGAAUUAGAAAAGGAUAUGGAAGCUGACCAAACAACUUUAGAGAGGAAAACUCUCCGAAGAGCCAUGUAUUCAAGAGAGGCCAAAGCCCAAAUGGAAGAUGAAGAUGAAGAGGAAGAAGAGGAGGAAGAUGACGAUGACAAUAUGUCCACUGUAAUGAGGCUGAGAACUAAAAUGCCGUGGAAAACCUGUUGGCGGUACCUCACUUCUGGAGGGUUCUUUUUGCUCUUCCUGAUGAUUUUCUCAAAGCUUUUGAAGCAUUCAGUCAUCGUAGCUAUAGAUUACUGGCUGGCCACAUGGACAUCGGAGUACAGUAUAAACAGUACUGGGAAAGCUGAUCAGACCUACUAUGUGGCUGGAUUUAGCAUACUUUGUGGAGCAGGUAUUUUCCUCUGCCUUGUUACAUCCCUCACUGUAGAAUGGAUGGGUCUCACAGCUGCAAAAAAUCUUCACCACAACCUCCUCAAUAAGAUAAUUCUUGGACCAAUAAGAUUCUUUGAUACCACACCCCUGGGACUGAUUCUCAACCGCUUUUCAGCUGAUACAAAUAUCAUUGAUCAGCACAUCCCUCCGACUUUGGAAUCUCUCACUCGCUCAACACUGCUCUGCCUGUCUGCCAUCGGCAUGAUUUCUUAUGCCACCCCUGUGUUCCUGGUCGCUCUUGUGCCUCUUGGGGUUGCCUUUUAUUUUAUCCAGAAGUACUUCCGAGUGGCCUCUAAGGACCUCCAGGAGCUUGACGAUAGUACCCAGCUCCCUCUGCUUUGCCACUUCUCAGAAACAGCUGAAGGACUCACCACCAUUCGGGCAUUUAGGCAUGAAACCAGAUUUAAGCAACGUAUGCUGGAAUUGACAGACACAAACAACAUUGCCUACUUAUUUCUCUCAGCUGCCAACAGAUGGCUAGAGGUCAGAACGGAUUAUCUGGGAGCUUGCAUUGUCCUCACUGCGUCUAUUGCAUCCAUUAGUGGGUCUUCCAAUUCUGGAUUGGUGGGCUUAGGUCUUCUGUAUGCACUUACGAUAACCAAUUAUUUGAAUUGGGUUGUGAGGAACUUGGCUGACUUGGAGGUCCAGAUGGGGGCAGUGAAGAAAGUGAACAGUUUCUUGACUAUGGAGUCUGAGAACUAUGAAGGCACCAUGGAUCCUUCUCAAGUUCCAGAACAUUGGCCACAGGAAGGGGAGAUCAAGAUUCAUGAUCUGUGUGUCAGAUAUGAAAAUAAUCUGAAGCCUGUUCUUAAACACGUCAAAGCUUACAUCAAACCUGGGCAAAAGGUGGGCAUAUGUGGUCGCACUGGCAGUGGGAAGUCAUCAUUAUCUCUGGCUUUCUUCAGAAUGGUUGAUAUAUUUGAUGGAAAGAUUGUCAUUGAUGGGAUCGACAUUUCAAAACUACCACUGCACACACUACGUUCUAGACUUUCAAUCAUUCUCCAAGAUCCAAUACUAUUCAGCGGUUCUAUUAGAUUUAAUUUAGAUCCAGAGUGCAAAUGCACAGAUGACAGACUCUGGGAAGCUCUAGAAAUUGCUCAGCUGAAGAAUAUGGUCAAAUCUCUACCAGGAGGUCUAGAUGCAGUUGUCACAGAAGGUGGGGAGAAUUUUAGUGUUGGACAAAGGCAGCUGUUUUGCCUGGCGAGGGCCUUUGUCCGCAAGAGCAGCAUUCUCAUCAUGGAUGAAGCCACAGCUUCCAUUGACAUGGCCACAGAAAACAUUUUGCAGAAAGUGGUAAUGACAGCUUUUGCAGACCGCACCGUUGUUACAAUAGCUCAUCGGGUUCACACUAUUCUGACAGCAGACCUAGUUAUUGUGAUGAAGCGAGGAAAUAUUUUAGAAUAUGACACUCCAGAAAGCCUCUUGGCACAGGAAGAUGGUGUAUUUGCUUCUUUUGUUCGUGCAGACAUGUGAAGGGAUGUCUUAAAAUGAUACAAGUAUUUAAAAUAAUGGAGUCAUAACCUACUUAAUGGAUCAUCAGCUUGACCUUCAUAAAGUGCCAUCUUAAACUUUUACCCAUUUUUAAUAAAGCUUGUUUGUUACAUUGUAGAACUUUGUAAUUAGUAACAAUGUCACUUUACCAGUGAAUAUUGUAUUUCCUAUUUCUUCUUCCUAGUUUUUGUUUUGUUUUCCAAGAUAUUACUGCCUAAUAUAUUCAUUGCUAAUGUUUUUCUAAUGAUUAAGCUACUCUACCUUUAAGAAUAGCAUGUUGUAUUAAAUCAUGUAAGCUAUUUUAAGUAUUAAGUCAACAGGUAUGUUUUCUCAUAAUUUUAAGUCUGGUAAAUAUCUGUCAGGCUUAGAAGUUACAAUGAGUAUUCAGUAUUAUUACACUUAUUUGUAAGAAUAUAUUUUCCUUUUUCUUGUUGUUUCCAGAUGUCACUGGAUGAGAAUGAAAGGACAAGUUUUCUAAUCAGUUAGAAAAUGAAACACUCAAAUUCAUUGUCUACUCUAUGGGAAUAUUUUCUGUAUUCACUGACAUUAGUAAUACUGAUGUUUCCUUUAGCAGUCUCUCUCUCUUUUUUCUUUCAUCUAAAUUGUUUCCUAUCACCAAGAAAUUAUCACAUUUAUAGUAGCUCCGUAAAGCCAAAGCCUUAACUAGGAAGAUCAUGAAAAGAGUUUGAAUAUUUGAAAAAUGAUUCUCAAGUUUCCAUUUUAACCUGUCUGGUAAGAAGAUAGCUGUGCCUUUUCUAGACUGAAGUUCAAAGAGUAAUUAUGUCCAAUCCUUCAGUGGCAGGCUAGCUAAAGCUUUCUAUGAUUUAAUUCAUCAUUAGAUAUAGUUAGGAUCCUAAGCCCUAAAAUUCCACAUUAUUCAAGAUUCAGGAGCAUAGGCAACUGGUCUUAUUUGCACAGGACAUAUGUAUGUGCCUUUUUUCUAGGGGAAGAGUGUACUUCUUUUAGCAAUGUAUGCCCAGUAGUGUCACACAUGUAUCCAUUUGCUCCUGCUGUAAUUUAAUGUGCAUAUAAAAAGUGCAUCAAAAAUGUUAUUCUAAUUGUAAUGUGCAUGGUAAGAGUACAUCAAAUAUUGAUGGGAUGUGAGUGUUAUGUUUUCGUAAAUGUAAAUUGAUAAAUUCAAAAAUACUAAAAGUUACCUUCACUGUCAUGCUAGCAGCCAAAGCUUUUGACUACUAAUUCUGUGCCCAUCUAGUACAAAUAUCAUUGAUUUUUAUAUGAGGAUCUGCAUGCAUUGUAAAAUUUGAAGAAUUAUGAUUGGUGGAAAAAGAAUUUAUACUCCCUUCCUAUAGUUCUUGUGUUCAGUUUAUUGUAUAGUAUAUUCACUCUUGGAAAAUCUACAAUACUUAUCCAGAAUAUAUGACUGGGUCUUCACCUGAAUAUAGAGUCCUGAUGUUUACUUAAAAUAAAUUCCACAAGGACGGACAAAAAUGCUUUUUUGUUAUUUAGCUUAAAUUUUCACCCAUUGUUGUAUAUGUAAAAAUUCUUUGGGAGGGAAAUCUUAUUUUUUUUUUGAAAGCUAAGCAAACAGAAUCAAUAACUAUUAAUUUGAUCUUGAAAAUAUUUUCUAAAAAUUCCACCAAUCUCCACAAAGUAUUUCUGGCAUCAAAUGUCUUGUAAGUCUGAAUUUGCAUGAUGCUUGUUAUCAAGUUGUAUCUCAUUCUCAGAGACAAAUGAGGAUUUACCUAUAGAAAUAAUCCCUCACAAUAUUUGUAAAUUAUACCACUAUACAGGCAAUGACAGUAGAAGCAUAUCUAAUUACACUAAACUGAGAAUCAUGUUUAUCAUUCUUUCAUUCUAGUGGUCACUGAUUCCCUCAUAACUUUUCGUCACUUAAGUUGAGUAAGUGUGUAAUUGUUUACAAAACUAAAUUGACCGAAUAAAGUCGGGGAUGAUUUUUUUAAUUCUUUAAUUAUUUACUAUGUUAUAUGUAUGAUCUAUUGAAUAUAGAAAUGACUUAUCCUGAAAUAUAUUUUUACUGAAAAGAUAUAUAUCUAUAAAAAAACCAGCCUCAGCAAAUCAAAUUUUACAGUCUCAAAUUUUACAUUUAAUUAACCAAGUCAAUUUUACAAAUUCUAAUUCCUUAACAUUUGUUAAAAGCAUUGUUAAAAGCAUGAAAACUUAUAUGAAAAUAACAAGGUUACUGAUUAUCACUGAGAAAGAAAAAAUAUUUCUCUUAAAGGAUUGUGCAUCCUCACCUUUUAUGCUACUACUGAUAGUCCAUUU
Molecule: messenger RNA, 7353 nt
Organism: Rhinolophus ferrumequinum (greater horseshoe bat)
Lineage: Eukaryota; Metazoa; Chordata; Mammalia; Chiroptera; Rhinolophidae
Gene: ABCC9
Product: ATP binding cassette subfamily C member 9
Exons: 40
Coding region: 481-5091 (1536 amino acids)
Biological process (GO): transmembrane transport; potassium ion transport
Cellular component (GO): membrane
Molecular function (GO): ATP binding; ATP hydrolysis activity; ABC-type transporter activity
Source: RefSeq, a predicted model, not a curated record